Durio zibethinus is the source of this 2119-nucleotide messenger RNA. RefSeq lists its product as uncharacterized. Gene Ontology annotation, biological process: regulation of GTPase activity. Gene Ontology annotation, molecular function: small GTPase binding; GTPase activator activity. The record is from RefSeq and is a predicted model, not a curated record. Lineage: Eukaryota; Viridiplantae; Streptophyta; Magnoliopsida; Malvales; Malvaceae.
AUGAGGAUUGAGGAAGAGAGAUGAAGAUGAAGUCCAUCUCAGACCUCCUAAUUUUCUACAUAUUCUCAAGCUUUGAUUUUUAUCCACCAAUAAAUUUGCCUACUGUUCUUCUAUCUGAGUCGUCCAUUUCCUUUGAAGAAAUUAAGAAAAACAAUAAUUCAAUUUCCUUUUUUUGGAAAAUUUUUGUUUUGCUUUUAUCUCUGUAAUUGCAGAACAAAAAAAUCUGUUAUCUGGGCUUUGUUUUGCUUUUCUUUUUCUUUUUUGCUUAUUCUUGCUUUUGAAAACAAUUCCAUUUUCACUUUUUUUUUAUUAUUAUAACAUAAAAAGGCAUUUCCAUAGCCAUAUCCAAAUGUGAGAGUUUUUUCUGUGUUGUUUGUAACUCUUCCUCAAAUCAAAUUCUUUAAGCAAAAACCAUUUGCAAGACUCAGGCUUUCUUCAAAUUUCCAGGCUUUCAAGCUUCAAAAAAUUGACCUUUUCAUGGUUCCAAGCUUGUAGCUUUCUCACAUUGUUUGACAAAGCCCUGAUAACCCAUUUCUUCUUUUCUCUUGAUCUAUCAACCAACGAAAAAGGCAAAAUGUUUGGUACCCAAAGCAAAAGGGACAUUGCCUUGGAAUUGCAAGCACAAUUUUCAAUUUUAAGGCCGAGCAUCCAUUCAAGAAGAGCAAAUAUAACAGUGAAAUUCCAAGACCUUUAUGGGUUCACAGUAGAAGGCAAUGUGGAUGAUGUUAAUGUACUGAAUGAGGUAAGAGAAAAGGUAAGACAACAAGGGCGUGUUUGGUGGGCACUUGAAGCUAGCAAAGGAGCGAAUUGGUAUUUGCAGCCACAGGUUUCUUCAAUAUCUGAAGGAAUUGUGUUGAAAUCUUCACUCAAAUGGUCAGUUUUGGCUAAUGCUAUUACAUUGAAGAAGCUUAUUAGGAAAGGUGUUCCCCCUGUGCUUAGGCCUAAGAUUUGGUUUUCGCUUUCGGGUGCCGCCAAGAAGAAAUCUACGGUGCCCGAAAGCUAUUAUAAUGAUUUGACAAAGGCGGUAGAGGGUAAGGUCACACCUGCUACACGGCAGAUUGAUCAUGACCUUCCACGAACCUUCCCUGGUCACCCAUGGUUGGACACUCCAGAGGGCCAUGCUGCUCUCCGGCGUGUGCUUGUGGUGUAUUCUUUUCGUGAUUCUGAUGUAGGCUACUGUCAGGGCUUAAACUAUGUUGCAGCGUUAUUGUUGCUAGUUAUGAAAACAGAGGAAGAUGCAUUUUGGAUGCUUGCCGUUCUCCUUGAAAAUGUUUUAGUUAAUGACUGCUACACAAAUAACUUAUCCGGAUGCCACGUUGAGCAAAGGGUAUUUAAAGAUUUGCUUGCUAAGAAGUGUCCAAGGAUUGCUGCUCAUUUGGAAGCAUUGGAGUUUGAUGUCUCCCUUGUUGCUACUGAGUGGUUCCUGUGCCUCUUUUCUAAAAGCUUGCCUUCAGAGACAACUCUGCGGGUGUGGGAUGUCCUUUUCUAUGAGGGGGCUAAGGUCCUUUUUCAUAUAGCUUUGGCUAUGUUUAAGAUGAAGGAAGAGGAGUUGCUUCUAACGCAUCAGGUUGGUGACGCUAUUAAUAUAUUACAGAGAACGACUCAUCACCUUUUCGAUCCUGAUGAGUUAUUGACGGUUGCUUUUGAUAAGAUCGGUUUUAUGACGACAAACACUAUAUCAAAGCAAAGGAAAAAGCAAGAACCGGCUGUAAUGAAAGAGCUUGAUCUGAGAUCGAGAAGACAAAACACUCUCAGAACAGAUGAAAAGUAACAGUUGUCAUGAGAAGACCAAGUUGUACAUCAAACAUUCUGCAAUGGACCUGUUGCUCUUAUGUAGAAGAAUAUCAAAUUAAUGCCUUAUAUUCUCUCUGCCAAGAAUCAGGUAAAGAGAGUUUUUUUUUUUUUUCCUUUUUCAUUUCCAGGAUACUGUAGACUUGUAGGUGAUAAAUGUAAAUUUUGAAUCCAUACAGUCUACAAAGCUGAAGUUACUUUGCAAAUCAAUCAGGGUACUUUUGAAUCAUUGAUUUUAUUUGCCAAUGGCUGCUUCCUCAAACAUGUUUCCAGGGUUACUUUAAAACAGUUUUAUCCAUUGCCAACUAUUCCUAGAAGGAAGGAAAAA